AUGCCGGCCCACGAUGAAAACGCGUGUCAAACCGCCGAACAGGCACAGAUUUUCCAGGCAUAUCCCACGAACAUUUUCCGUACGCAAAAGUCGCGUCCCGCACUACAGAGUUAUCGAGAACGUCUCGUCGCGGAAAGGACAGAAAUCUUCGUCAAGGACAAGAAUCGCUGGUUGGUAUCGAUCUGGGAUCCAUUGAAUAGUGACAAUGUGAUGCCUGCCAUCCUGGACUUUGUGUUCGAUCUUCGUCUGCGGGUUGAGUCGCCCCCGACGGGCCGCCUCCGGAUCGAUGAUGCCGUUGUGAGCCGGCCUCAGCAUGCUUUUAACCUCUCUGCAUUCGAGCGGCAGUUCAAAAAAGAGGACAAAGACGCCGGGCCCGGUGACCCUAACCCAUGGAAACGCCGCGCCGCCACGUUCUUCCACGCCUAUGAUACUGCUGCAGGUGCAUCCCUCUUUCUCGUCGUCAAAGGUACUACGCUCCUGCACGAGCGACUGGUGUCUGCCACUAGACUUGAAGACGGACGGCAACAGCCUGAGGGGGAGGGCACCGAUUACUUCCGCGCCGCUCUCGAUGCCCACCUGCUCGUUCUCGAGUGGGCCAUGGAGUCCUGGCCCCAGUACAUCGACUAUCUGGUCAAGAAGACGCGCGAGCAGGUCUCGGCCGUCGACGACCUCGAGAUCAGCGAGCUGGACGCCGAGGACGCGGCCCAGCUGCGGACCAGUCUCAGUGCACCUGUUCAUGGCCUUCGUCACACGCCUAGAUCGAUGGGCCCGCCGAGCCGCGGUGGGACGGGCUUGUCGCGGGCGUCGACGAUGACGGUCGCGACGGUGCGCAAGGUGGGCAGCUGGCUGACCGGGCGCGACACUGCCAACAACAACAGCGCAUCAAGAGCUGCUACCAGCCAGAUGGCCGAGUGUGAGGAGAAGGGAGACGAUGAUAAUGACGAACACCUGGCUGAUUCCUUCGGUUUUGGAAGUCUGCAGGAGUUGAACCUGCUGCAGGACAGCGUCGGGGAGGCGGCCAUGACACUGCGGGAGGAUUUGCGUAUAGUACGUGCACUAGCCACUAGGUACGAACGACUAGGAAAGCGACAUCAAGAGCUCGCAACAGAGGUAGCCGGCUUCGUAGAGCAGAUAUAUGUUGUGCUGGGGGAACUCGAGGGCUACCAGGAGAGAAUCGAGGCUCUAGAGGAGAAGUUGAAGAGGAAAGCUGCAAUGUUUGGCACAAUCCUCGAGCACCGCAACACGCAUGCGGGACAGCACUUUGCCGAGUGCGCGCGGGCUUCCAGUAGCACGAUGGAGCAACUGACUCACAGCAUGCACCACAUCGCCCUCAAGACGAAGCACGAGACCACGUCGAUGCAUGUGAUCACCUUUUUCACGCUGAUAUUCCUGCCAGGCACGUUUGUUUCGACGCUGUUCAGCAGCAAUGUCAUGGUGUUUGAGAGAGACCAGGGUGGCCUAGGUGAUUGGGAGGUCCGCGAGCCGGCACUGAAGUUGUUUCUCCUGCUAUGCUUCCUGCUGAUGGGUGUCCUGGGCAUCAUCUGGGGCGCGACGUACCGUAUUGGGAGUCGUGGCCUGGUGGCAGUCCACGAACCAUUCCACUCGUCGUAA
Thyridium curvatum is the source of this 1611-nucleotide messenger RNA. RefSeq lists its product as uncharacterized. The record is from RefSeq and is a predicted model, not a curated record. The coding region runs from base 1 to 1611 and encodes 536 amino acids. NCBI's taxonomy places the organism in Eukaryota, Fungi, Ascomycota, Sordariomycetes, Thyridiales, Thyridiaceae. The transcript has 4 exons.